GACAGAAUGUACACGCUGGCUAAUAGAGGUCUCUGGCAUGGCGCUUACUCGCGCAAGCGCGGCGCUAGUAAUCGAACACUAUUUACGAUGUCCAAAAUGGCUGUCAACGACAGGCGACAACAGGAAGCCUACGAACAUAUCAAAGCUGCGGAAAAAUGCAUGAAGACCGGGCUGUUCAAGUGGAGGCCAGAUUUUGAUGGCGCUGCAGCAGAAUACUCAAAAGCAGCUGUUUGUUUCAAGAAUGUCAAACUCACCGACAAGGCUAUUGAUGCCUACAUGAAGGCUGCAGAAAUGCAACGAGAGAAUAAGUCAUACUUCCAUGCUGGGAAGUCUUUAGAGGCUGCAGCCAUCAUCUACAAAGACAUGAAAAACAUGGACAAGGCUGCUGAGUUAUUUGACCAAGCUGGAACACUCUACCACGAGUCUGGGACCCCCGACACUGCUGGGUUAGCAAUGGAAAAAAUAGCGAAGAUCCUUGAGCAGUCACACCCAGAUAGAGCAAUAUAUUUCUACUCCAGAGCAGCAGACAUUGCUGAGCUGGAAGACAAACACAGACAAGCCGCUGAAUCAGUAGGAAAGAUCGCGCGGUUGCAUUUGAGGCUGCGGCGGUACGACGAAGCGCUAGAGGCAUUGAAAAAAGAGAUUUCACUGAUGGCAGAAUCAGAAAACUACCCUCAGACUCACAAACUGGUCGUGGCAAUGGUCAUGGUUCAUCUCAUACGGAGUGAUUUUGUUGCAGCGGAUAAGGUUUUUAACAGUGCAGCAACGUACCCUGGAUUUGAGGACAGUGAUGAGGCCUAUGCUACUCGAGAGUUAUUAGAUGCAUUUGAUAAUGAGGACCCAGAGACCAUGACUGAGAUUCUCAAUAAGCCACUUUUCAAAUACAUGGAAAAUGAGUUCACCAAGCUGGCGCGAGCCCUCAGAAUACCAUCGGGAGGCAAUGUGCAUUUAGGUGCUGGACCCGGUGCAAAGGUGGUCACAACACCCGAUGACGAGGAUGACGAGUGUGAUCUAAAAUAAUGCAAGACAUAUCCAAUAUAUAACCUGAAAUAGCAUAGCAUCAAAAUAUGGACGUAUGACAGCACACAUUGUUGACAAAUGUGUGUGAUCCUCCAUCAUUGGAUGUCAAAAGUUAUUCUGGGUUGAUCCCCCACUCCAACAAUGUCAACUUUGUGUUUCGAACAAUUUGGGACCUCUUCUGUUGAUGCCAGCCAGUUGUUGGCUGUGAAUUUUAGCAGAUGGAGGUACAGAAAUCUUGGGGGCUCCCCCUUUCAGUAACAUUGAUUCAUAGUGGAACAUAGUGCAUGGAAAUAUGUUGGUCAAAGUUGUUGUAUAUUUGUUAAGUUUCUGAAAGAUACAAACUUCCUUGAAUGUGUGCUUACAUAUGUGUUGUACCCAAGGCCUUCACUGGAAGCUUUAUAUUACACAGUCAUAUAAGUUAGGUAUUGGUAGAUAAUGUAUAGCAAAGUUCUAGUAAGUUAAUGGUUGGAGACAUUGAUUUCUCAAGGUGCCCCUUACGCAAACAUGAAUCUAUGCAAAAUAGAAACACAUUUCUCUAUUUGUGAAAUGCUGUCCUGGAAAAAUGUUUGCAUACACAUUGUGAUAUGCAUUCCAUAGUCCACAGUAUUGUUGCACUCAGACAAGUUCACAAACAGGUGUUAAAUUCUUCUGAAAUACAUGUAUGUUGUAUAGCGUUAGUUUGAGCUGUAAAUUUAAAGUGUACCAUGUAGUGCAUCUUUUUCAGGGCCCAUAUUCAAAAAUGUUAGAAGAGUUUUUUUUCUUAUGCAUGUUGUACAAUUAGUACUAGUUUACAUGUAGAAUAGAGAAGAAUUUCUCUUGUAACCUAGGGAUUGGACUACAUGUAUGCAGUCUAUGUUGGUGUGAUGAUUGUGCAGUUCAGUUUAUUAUUUGAUCAAGAUAGGUUAGUUAAUAUUUUAAAGGAGGAGAAACGUUAGUAGUAGCUUGGGCAGUACUUCUGUAAAGUGAUUCAGUUCCUGUGAAGGGUCAGCUAUGUUCCGAUAUACAUUCAUAGAUUCAUACAAGGCCCAGAUAUGUACAUAUAAAAGAUUAUGGACUCCAAAGAGCUCCUGUGUAGGGUUGUCACUGCAGAAUGAUCUGCAUCUCGGAACAGUUGAAAGGAUAAUGAGUCCAUGUUCGCUACAUCCAAGAACUGUCCUCUGUAAUAAACUUCCUCAGUGCCGGCCCUGCAUUAUCGUGAAGCACCUUUGCUUUAAAUUGACUGUCUUGGGUCAUUACAAUAUAUUGUUUAGCGGUGAGAAGGUGUCGGGGUAUAUGUAGAUUUUCUUGUAUCGCGUGUAAAUAUUGAGUUCACAAUUUGCCUAAUUUUGGCAUUGAUGUACAUCGGUGUAUAAAUGUAUAUUUCUUAUGUGGCCAUGAAUAAAUUAUGAUAUACAAAUA
Molecule: messenger RNA, 2418 nt
Organism: Lineus longissimus
Lineage: Eukaryota; Metazoa; Nemertea; Pilidiophora; Heteronemertea; Lineidae
Product: gamma-soluble NSF attachment protein-like
Exons: 9
Coding region: 7-1020 (337 amino acids)
Biological process (GO): intracellular protein transport
Cellular component (GO): vacuolar membrane; SNARE complex
Molecular function (GO): soluble NSF attachment protein activity; syntaxin binding
Source: RefSeq, a predicted model, not a curated record